This is a messenger RNA of Oppiella nova, 1858 nucleotides long. Lineage: Eukaryota; Metazoa; Arthropoda; Arachnida; Sarcoptiformes; Oppiidae. The record is from the annotation of a GenBank genome assembly.
UUAUUUAGCAAAUCAUAUGGUUUUCAGUUAUCAUUCAAUAUAGUGCUCAAGGUAAUUUCAUAUAUCAUGUGAACACAACCGUAUGGACACAUUCAGACACGUGUUGAUCACAGCGUUGUAAUCGCACACCACUCACCACCCGUUCAAUGCAACUGAUCCACUGGUGAUACUUAGUGGUCAACUGUACCGGUGAUCGACCAUUAAUCUCAUAAACCACUCGUGAAGCUCACAAGCGAUGCUCACCAUCAACACCAUUGCCAUCAAUAGGCAACUGAUCCGAAAGUUGAGUGACUCGAGGGCUGCGGUAAUCAACCACUUGCUCAGCGUAUACGAGGAUCGUGUGAGGGCUGGACUGCUCCGGGAGGACGAGCACCAGCACGUGGUGGUCGACCACUUGGAUCACCUGAACGUCAAACUCUUUGAUUAUCAACAAACCAUAAGACAUCGAAACUCAUUCUUAAACAAAUUGUUUAAGAAGUCCAACUCUGGAGGUCGUGUCCGUGGGCUGUAUCUGCACGGGUCGGUCGGAUGCGGCAAAACUAUGCUAAUGGACCUCUUCUACGACAACUGCUGUGUAGAUCCCGGUGCCAGACGUCGCGUCCACUUCCACUCGUUUAUGAUUGACUUCCACACCAGACUGCAUCGUCUCAAGAAAGAGCACAAGUCGUCGGACCGGGCCUUCAAUCCGAUCGCAUCGGUGGCCCAAUCGAUACGCGACGAGUCGUGGCUCUUAUGUCUGGACGAGUUUCAGGUGACAGACAUCGGCGACGCCAUGAUUCUGAAGCUACUGUUCGAGCAGUUGUUCGCCACCGGAAUCGUUAUGAUCGCCACAUCGAACCGACCGCCCGAUGAUCUGUAUCGCAAUGGUCUCCAGAGAAGCAAUUUUCUGCCAUUUAUUCCGAUUCUCAAAGAGAACUGUUAUGUCUUACCCCUGGACUCCGGUAUCGAUUACCGGCAGCGGUCACUGCCAUCCGACAAACAGGUCUACUAUCUUUUCGAAGACGACGCCGACAAACAUUUGGAUCGUCUCUUCAAACUGAUAGCCAGUCGCGAGAACGACACCAUCCGUCCCAAGACGUUGACAAUCAAAGAGCGAAACGUGACGUUUGCGAACACAUGCGGACGUGUCUGCGACUCCACGUUCCAAGAACUCUGCGAUCGGCCGUUGGGUGCCAUCGAUUACCUAACGAUGUCGCUGGUGUUCCAUACGGUGAUCAUCAGGAAUAUCCCGCAAAUGUCUUUAUCUAAGAAAACUCAGUGCCGGCGCUUCAUAACACUGAUCGACACCUUUUAUGACAAUAAGGUUCGUGUGUUGUUCUCAGCUCAGGUGCCGCCCAAUCAACUGUUCCUAACCUCGGAGGUGGCCGACCAUCACAUGGACGACGAUAACCGCAAACUAAUGGAUGACUUGGACAUCAAAUUCGGAACGGAGCACUCGAAGGCCAACCUCUUCAGCGGUGAGGAGGAAGUGUUCGCAUUCGAGCGAACCAUAUCUCGAAUGACCGAAAUGCAGACCAAAGAGUACUGGAACUCGAAUCCGUCGGCAGCAUUGAGUGGAUCGACCAAUGAGUGGUCAGGCAGUGGUCUAGGAGGGGGCGGUGCCGAACCUGGCGUGACCUUUGAAUUUACGGACUCUACCCCUGGAGCUCACGGAGUAUGCGGCGCCUGUCGGUUGUCGUACUCGAAGUCUUCGUCGUCAAAACCGGGGGCCUCUGUAUAUCGGACUCUGUUUUUACCGCUAUUUCUGGCCCUCGUCUUGAUUGGCGCCUCCGGAUCUCCGAACCUACCGGUGCUCUGUCUGAGCCCCCGGUGCCGUAAACCCAAACUAACUCGCCGUAAGUCUUCAUCAGAUUCAUAA